Molecule: messenger RNA, 3980 nt
Organism: Anoplopoma fimbria (sablefish)
Lineage: Eukaryota; Metazoa; Chordata; Actinopteri; Perciformes; Anoplopomatidae
Gene: zc3h7ba
Product: zinc finger CCCH-type containing 7Ba
Exons: 23
Coding region: 238-3408 (1056 amino acids)
Biological process (GO): miRNA processing
Molecular function (GO): protein binding; metal ion binding; miRNA binding
Source: RefSeq, a predicted model, not a curated record
GUCCUUAAAGGGCCAGUGUGCAGGUCUGCAGCUGGCUCGGGAUGAACGAGGGCUGCUGGGAAUCGAAACUUAACUGCGGGCUGAAGUCAGUAACAGAGCCUCGAAGGGAGUCUUCCUCCUCGGCUCGCUGUUUACCAGCGUCUGCUCGACCUCCCAGCUGCAGAAAGUUGGACACUGAAUGACUUUAAACAUCUAUUUGGUUCAAUGAACUUCCCCUCGCUUCUCUAGAUACCAAGCAUGGACCCUGCCAGACACAAACGCAAGGAGGAAAUAAAGAACUCUCUGAAGUUUAUACAGUCUUCGCUGGCUUAUCCGGAUCCUGAGGGCUACCAGGACUUCCUGACCCGAUUAGUUUGCAACCUUCUGUAUGAGGGCAACGCCUCGUUCAGAGACGGGGAGUGGGAGCAGGCGGUGAGAGAGUUCAGUGAAGGCUUGAAUGUCUCGCACUAUGCUGCAGCAGAGGAGAUCCAGAUCCCAGAAGCCCUGCUGGAGAGCCUGUAUGUGAACCGGGCAGCAGCCUACCACAGCAUGGGGGAACAUGAGCAAGGCGUGAAGGACUGCGACAGAGCUCUGAAAGUGUGUAAAGAAAGCCGCAGUGCGCUGUACAGGAAGGCACUUUGUUUGAAGGAGCUCGGGAAGUACAAGGAGGCCUACAACUGCACCACCGACUGUCUGCUCGUUACUCGUCUGGACAAACAGGUGAAUGAGCUCGCACAGGAGCUGGCCAUCCAUCUGGGACUGAAAAAUCGGAAACCAUAUGUCAGCGUAAAGGAAGGAGGAAUUAUCACGAGAGAUGUCGCUAAUGGAAACAUGACUGCUGAAGCCAUCAAGGUGUCUGGUGCUCUUGUAGGAAAUGGUUUGAAUCCUCUGCGUGGCCUCGUACCAGUCAGUUUUCCCAGCAUGCCUCAGUCCUCCAUUCCCUCCCCAGUUCCCAGCUACCACCAACCUGCUGUCUCCUCAGUUCCUGACACGUUGAACACUUUGGAGGACUCGGAGCUGAUGGGAGACGAUUUGGACAGUCUGCUCGACUGCUUCCGUAAUGAGACGGAGCCAACUGAGACCCCCACCCAGGCAGCACCCUCAAUCCCACACAGGACUUCCACUUGCAAACGCACCGUCCCUGUAGUCCUGCCUGCCCCAACACCCCAGCUACCACCGGCCUUCUUCAGCUCGGCCAUCAGCCAACUCAACUCCCUGGACUCCUUUUCAGUCAGUGGGUACAGCACCACAAGUGGAACACUGGAUGCCCUAGACUACCUCUUGACCUCUGGCAGUGGAGGUGACGCAGGUGCCACAAAUUUAGCUCUGACCUCCGAGGCACUGGAUGUUCUGGAUGGCCUCGAUUCCCUGGACGACUUCUUGGAUACGAUUCCAAGUGCUGCUCGAAUUGAGUCCAAAACAGAACUUGAUGCCGGGGAAACGUCCCUUGAUGAUUUGCUGGAUGAACUUGAUCCUCUGAAGACCGUCUCUGAUGCAGGCCGUCAGAAUGGGGAAGUCCCUAAAACUGGCGUGAAAGCUGUGAACGUGCUGGACUCCCUUGAUGCCCUGGACUCGUUUCCCUCAGUGGAAGGUGUUGUGGCAGCCUUGCCACCAAUCUCCAAGGGGGGAACAGGUCUGGAUACACUCUCUGAUUUCAGCUCAACUGGUAUCACAUGCUCUCAAACUGCUGCAGCUCCAGUAAUGCGUUCUCCAAAGAAAAACUACAAAGAGAAGAAUAACCCUGCUCUGGUUUCAGCCUCUAACCCGCUGUCCUCCACUCAUGAGUUCCUUCAGGCCUGCUCUGCCUGUUUCCCUCGGACAGGUCAAGGCAUAUAUACAUUUGUUCACAAGCCAGACCUGGUCCACAGCUGUAAGCAAGACAUUCUGUUAUGCAGAUUCAAGUCAGGUUAUCCAUCCGAGUGGACCAGAGUACGACAGAUUCCUAACUGGAGUACCUUCAGCGGGCCGUUUGUACUUUGCAGGGAGCUGCUGAAGUCCGGUGAUUUGGGCCUCUGCAAGUACGGGGAGCAAUGCACGUUUGCCUACAACCAGCUGGAGAUAGACGUUUGGACGGAGGAGCGGAAAGGGACGCUGGACAGAAACCUGCUGUUUGACACAUCAGGUUUAAAACUGGACCCCGUCAACAGCAUCAUCCGCCUUCUGCAGGAAAACAAGGGCAUCUUCAUAUUCCUCUGUCAGGAAUGCUAUGACGGUAAACCUAGAAUCAUCAGUAAGCGCAGUAGAGACGAUCACACCAUCUGCUCUAACCUGAAAGCUCGCCACACGUUCGAUGCCAAUAAGUGCUUGGCGUUUGUGGUGCGGACCCACAGCGUGAACUACAAAAAGGUCCGACCGCUGAGCGUCCUGUGCCACUUGGAUUUGUGCCGUCAAGCCAUCCGGUACGGCUGCCUGAAAGAGGACAGCUGUCAUUAUGCCCACUCCGUCAUAGAGCUCAAAACCUGGAGGGUGCAGAGCGACACAGGUAUCAGCCCUGAUGAGAUUGUGAAAGUAUCCACAAAAUAUAUUGAAAAGCAGGAGCAAAACUCAAGCAAACAAGGAAAUAGACAGCUGUCUUCCGGAGGUGAUGGGAGCAAACCAAGAGGAGGAGGAGUUGGGAAGAGCCCGAACAUGAGGAUGAAGUUUGCCUGUGCUCAGUGCAUGCGGGACGGACUUAUCAGUGAACCAGACAAAGCCCUGAAGCACUGCAAUGCAAAAGCCAAGCACACGUGGACUAAAGAGAGAUGGGUACUGCUGGUCAAGUCCAUGGAGAAAAGUAAAUGGGUUCAGGUCCGACCGCUGCCACAUGCCAAGAACUUCCCUGUGCAGUAUGAUAUAUGCAACCAGAUUUUGAAGAAAAGGAAGUGUAACUACUCAGGGAACUGCACCUUUGCUCACAGCCAAGAGGAGAGGGAGAUGUGGAUGUAUAUGAAGAAUAAUGACUUGCGGGAAAUGCAGCAGAUAUAUGACAUGUGGCUGUCAUUAACCACCCACAACCGGCAAGCAGAUGGAGCCAUGCUCACCCAGCCGGUCCCAGAAGAAAAAUGUAUCGUCAUGCCCACUGACUAUGCUGAACCAAUGAAUGGUUUCCACUGUCGUCUGUGUGGUAAGCACAGUAACGGUGAGCGGCAGUGGCAGCAGCACAUCUCCACUGAGAAACACAAGGACCGGGUGUUCAGCUGUGAGGGAGAGGACGAGGCUCUGACGUGGAACUACCGUUUCCCUGGACCAUGCAUUGAACUCUGCCCCAAGUUUGAUGGCGGCUGUCCUGACGGUGUGAGCUGCGACUACGCCCACAGCUUAGAGGAGCUGCAGGAGUGGACUGAGAGACGAGAUUUCCUGAGACAGAAGCUGAAAAAAGCCAGGGAGGACAUGCUCAUCAUGCCUGACGAGUUUGACUUUGGGAAGUUCAACUUUCUACUUCAGGGCUGAGAAUAUAUAUAUUUUUCAACAUUCUAAGCCAUUAACUGCCAAACUAGCCUUUCAGUUUAUGAAGAGUUUUCAAAUCAUGACCAAAAUAAAAAAGGUGAUGUGAUCAGCUGUUUAUACAAUUUGCCUGCCAAAAGAGGGCUUGACAUAAUUCAUGAAACACAUGUAUUUGCAUUCUCAAACAUGCCAAAUACUCCUUACUCUAAAUAUUUAAAUUUCCUCUUACUGUUCGGAAAAUCAGAGCCACUUUUUGCUGUUAAGCUUAAACAUCAGUAGAAAAAGUACUCGUCAUUGUGAAGGUAAGGCUCACGUUGAUGCCACUUUUAAAAACACAGCAGAUACAAAGACACACUGCUCAUCACAAUAUUCAUCAAAGAUUCAUGUUUAAUCAUACAUGCAGCCGUUUAGAUUUAGAAUUGUUUUGUUCUUUUCCCUUCUGUUUGUGUUCUGUUUUAACAGGUAUAAUACGAGUAUUAUUGACAUAGCUUUCAUUCUACAAUUCACUCUGAGAGAGGAUGUUCAAGGCCUUGACUGGGCAUUAAAAUACUCCCAAAAAAAAUAUUUUUCUUAAUAAA